CUCUGAGUACUGAGGCUACAGAGAGAGGCUGGGGGGAGGUGGAAGCAGAGGCUCACUUUGAUUUGCAGACUUGAGGAAGAAGGACUGUCCUGUUGUAGACAAGAAGUGCUUCUGUAUAAGAGCCAGGGAGGAAAAAGGGUCCCUUCUUGCUCUGUGUCUCCAGGCAAGUCACUUAACAGCUCUGAGCCAUGGAGCCCUUGCCUACAAAGUACCCGCAUUGAAACACAGUCAGCUUCUGCUUUUAUUGUUUAUUGUAUGCCUGGCUCUGUCCAAGGCUCUGGACCAGAGCAGAGAGCAAAGCCAACCAGUGUGCUAGCCCCUGAGGUUGCCCGUUAAGGAGGUGGUUUUGCAGACAUGUUCUAGCUGUGGGUCGGGAGAGCACGUAGCCACCCCCAACCCCAUCCACAUACUUGAAGCUUCCCUGUAUUUAUGUCUGCACUUGGUGAGGAUGUCUGUAGAACCUCUUUUGAAGUGGUGGUUGGCUCUCUGGUGGUGGCGGUGGUUGGUUUGGAGUUCUCUGGGGCUUAGAACCCCAGAUGUCAUGUUUGCCGCACAAGUCACUUUACCCUCACUGGUGGCGCAGUCCGUUUCCCUGACAAUCUCCACACUUCCACCGUUUCUAAGGCUCCUUUCUCCCCAGCUCAUAAGCUUGUGUUCCUUGGGAGGGUGUAGCCAAAGUUAAUUUUCUAGAGGUUUCCACAGCCCUGAGGACUGUAUCCCUGACAGGACAGUCAGUGCUGGAUACAUGGAUGGCUUCUCAGCCCCAUCUCUUAGGACACUCUGUGGUAACAGGACCUCUCACACCCACCCCAGGAAAAUAGACCUCUGGACUCAAGGGCAAGCUCCCUAGGUUCUUCCAGAUCAUGAAGCUGUCUUCUCCAGGUCUAAAAUCAGCCUUCCCACUCCUCCAGGAUAAAGGAAAUGUUCCUCAAGGAGAGGGUCUCUGGAACUUUGGGGCUUUAAUACCGAGACACACCUGGGUCUUGUACACCGGACUCCUCAGGCUACUCGGAGACAUCUUAUCCCCACCCACACCUUAGUGUGCUGGUGCCAAAAGGAAAGACGUUAAUGGCGUGCACCCACCUGCACAGCAGGGUGGAGACCCAGGCGUGAGGUGGAGCUGUGCCCCUAGGUCCUUGGGUCCUAGGGAAGUGAAUGAGGGUGAGCUAGCUAGAAGGAAGGUACUGAAUCGGUUGGUCGAUUGUCGGUCGCCAGAGGGCCUGAAGGUCUAAGUGCAAGCCACUCUCCUCCCCCUCACCUCUCUGUUGCUUUUGGCCACCUGCCUGGUGGGGCCUUGGUCACACUGCUGCUGGCCUCACAGCCCUGGCUGCCUCAGAGAGUGAGGCCCACUGGAGGGUAGAAGGAGGGGUUGGCUGAUGGCGGGAACCUUACAGCUAGGUGUGUAGGCUCCUCUAGGUCCAGUGGCAAAGUCUCUAGAGGAUCAAGUUUCUUCCCUCAGUCCAAGGUGGAGACUCACCUGUAUAGCGUACAGGUGGACACAGGGUGAGAGGCCUGAGCCUUCUUAUGAAAUGCCUGCACUGUACCUCCUUUCUUUGUCCUCUGAGAAGCCAGAGAGGCCGGUGACAAAGACGAGGUCCCAGGUGACCUUUGUAAACCUUGGAGUUUAUGAAAUAUUGUAACCCCUUGCUUCCUGUCAGAUCCAUUAUGCAGAUAAGGAAAGUGACAGUCAGAGGUUAGUGACUUGCCCAAGGUCACACAGCCCUUGGGUCAGACGAGAAACAAACCCUGCGCUUUCCUCUGAGCUCCCAUGGUAACCUCCACUGAUUUCUGUUUGCAUGAGAGUCAUCAAGGGGCCGUUGUAAAAGCAUAGAGUCCCCCAAAUUAAAACGAUGAGAGAGUCUGGGGCUCCGUGGAUGGUCUCAGAGAGGAAUGAGGGGACCCGGGUACCAUCGAAAGGGAGGCAUUUUUCCUCUUGCUGUGCUGACUGGAAGCCUCUAGCUGAUGCUUCUUUCCUUUGGCCUCCUGAUAUCCAGACUACAGACGCCCCCUCCCCGGUCCUCUUCAGGAGCCGGCGCCUGGGAGGGCAAGGCCAGGCCACCGCAUAGGCCUUGCCCCUUCCUCCUGCCCCUCCCCAUCUAUCUCCCUUUUCUGAGGUCUCCUUCCUUGGUCAGAGGAAAUGGAUGGGCUGAGGUGACCAGCUGAACUCACAUCCUUUUCUUGGGCCUGAGGCAGGGGUGAUCCUUCCAGCCCCAGAGCCCAGCUGGGGAAGAAGGUUAUGCCACAGCGGAAGGGCCUGGAGCCACUGCCAGGAACCCGGACCCUCCGCCCUCCCUCCCGCCAGGGUCCCCAGCCCAGUUUCUGGGCCUCUCCUCCACCACCUUUCCGGCUAUUGUUCUGGAAAGAACAGAGCCACCUAUCUGGCCCUGCCCCUGUUCCUGUGCUCCUCCUGUCACAUUGUCAGUCCCUCCCUAGAGAGGACACAUCCAGCCACCCAGCUGCCCCAUCCCAGACUCUCUCAAGUGGACAGUGCAGUGAAGGGAAGGCUCCCUGAAGGACAAUGGUUCGCUUCUCUUGGGACCUUGUUGUCUGCACUGAGGCUUAGAGAGGCACCUUGGUGGCCAAGGUCACGCGGCCCAGGAGAGGCAGAACAGCCUCUGAGCCGUGCACUUCCUGCUUCUGCAGCUCCAGUUCAUCCCCCUCCCAUCCCCAAAUGGUUCUGUGUUACAAGAACUAUCAGAGGGGAUGAGGGGGGAGGCUGAGAGGUCUGUUUCCUCCCAGCAGUCCCCACACAUUCCCUCAGCUGCCCCACCUUUUCUGUAUUUACCUGUUAGGUGUAGAGUCCGUCAGCUCCACCCCGUGUGUACCAGCCCUCUCCCUCCCCAUCCCUUGCUUUCCACUCUGAUGGAAUGAGGCCGUGCCUUUCCCAGGCUGCUGGGGUAUUUGGGGGCCCAGCAGGGCCUGGGGGGCAGGCCUGGACCAGCAUGUUUGGCACCCUGCCCAGCCUGGGCUGAGUGAGCUAGGCCCCCCUCCUUCCCGGCAGGGUGGGUUCCAGCUGGAGGCAGGGGCGGCCUGCAACAAGGCUUCUCCAUUCCCAACACCUCAAGGACCUCCCCAACAUGGUCAGGCUGCUACCAGGCUCUCACCCAUAUGUACCCUGUCCCAGGGAGGCAGUGCCCACCGCCUCUCUAAUGAAGCCUGAAUAGCCCAGUCAGAGCCUGUGGGUAUCAAGUGGGCAGGUGGGUUAAUAGAAAUCCGAGAGACAGUCCGGGUAGGGUGCCUCAGUGUAGUGGCCAACGUGUAAGGAGUGCCCAUGGGUUAUUGUCAUCAUUCUAUGCUCGCAAGGGACAGACCCUGUCCUGGCAACUCCUAGGGGACAGAUCCUACGGUCAGCCCAUUUUCGAGGAGGAGACGGAGUUCUUUAGGUUAAAGGACCUGCACAAAUUGGUAGGGCUGGCACACGGUGCUGGGGCUUGUGUCCGUAUAGCCCAUAUGGCUUUGCCCACCAGGUCCAACUCAGGGGGAUGCUCGAAGCCUAGCUUUGUCAACCUUCUCUCUGGCCUUGAAUACUUAAGCCCCCACCCUUCCUUGCAUGCCUGCUCCCCCUGGCCCAAUUGGACAAUAUGACUCUCUCCCAUUCAGGCAGGAAUGCCAACCAUGCACCCCGUGGGCCUGUCCUAUUGAAGGCAUGUCAGGCCGAUACCCCUUCCCGCCCCCUUUGGCUCUAUAAACAAGCCGGGCAGGGGCUCUGGGGGAGGCAGGCUGCUGCUGCAGUGGCUUCAUGUGCUCAGUGCCCUCGAGCCAUAGGGACAGGACCCAUCGAGGGCCAUGGGGCAGGUGCUUUUCUGUACACCGAAAGAGCUCCUUGGCUCCACGAAGAGACUCAACAUCAACUACCAGGAUGCCGAUGGAUUCUCUGCCCUCCACCAUGCUGCCUUGGGGGGCAGCCUGGAGCUCAUAGCCUUGCUGCUGGAGGCUCAAGCCACUGUGGACAUCAAGGACAGCAAUGGCAUGCGUCCCCUACACUAUGCGGCCUGGCAGGGCCGGCUGGAGCCUGUGAAGCUGCUGCUGAGGGCGUCCGCGGCUGUCAAUGCUGCCUCUCUGGACGGUCAGAUCCCUCUGCACCUGGCUGCACAGUAUGGGCAUUAUGAGGUGUCAGAGAUGCUUCUCCAGCACCAGUCUAACCCGUGCCUAGUCAACAAGUUGAAGAAGACACCCCUAGACCUAGCCUGUGAAUUUGGACGGCUCAAGGUGGCCCAGCUGCUUUUGAACAGCCACUUAUGUGUGGCAUUGCUGGAGGGAGAGGCAAAGGACCCAUGUGACCCCAACUACACCACACCCCUGCACUUGGCUGCCAAGAAUGGCCACAGAGAAGUCAUCAGGCAGCUCUUGAAAGCCGGUAUUGAGAUCAACCGCCAGACCAAGACCGGCACUGCCCUCCACGAGGCCGCGCUCUACGGCAAAACUGAGGUGGUGCGGCUGCUGCUGGAGGGAGGUGUGGAUGUGAAUAUCCGGAACACAUAUAACCAGACAGCACUGGACAUAGUGAAUCAGUUCACCACCUCCCAGGCCAGCCGGGAAAUCAAGCAGCUACUUCGGGAGGCUUCAGGGAUCUUGAAGGUUCGAGCGCUUAAGGAUUUCUGGAAUCUUCAUGACCCCACUGCUCUCAAUAUCCGGGCAGGAGAUGUCAUCACGGUGCUUGAACAGCAUCCUGAUGGCCGCUGGAAGGGCCACAUCCACGAGAGCCAAAGGGGCACAGACCGUGUUGGCUACUUCCCCCCGGGCAUCGUCGAGGUGGUCAGCAAGCGGGUGGGCAUACCGGUGACCCGUCUCCCCUCUGCACCCACCCUGCUGCGGCCAAGCUUCUCCCGGAUAUCACAGCCAUCGGCUGAUGAUCCCCUGCCAUCUCUCACCUACGGCCAGCUCCCUCGGGUGGGCCUCAGCCCAGACAGUCCAGCAGGUGACAGGAACAGCGUGGGCAGCGAGGGGAGCGUGGGCAGCAUCCGCAGCGCUGGCAGUGGGCAGAGCUCUGAAGGCACCAAUGGCCAUAGCACUGGUCUCCUGAUUGAAAAUGCUCAGCCACUACCCUCUGCCAAUGAGGACCAGGUACUGCCAGGUCUGCAUGCCCCGUCCCCAGCAGACAACCUGAGCCACCGUCCUCUGGCCAGUUACCGCUCUGGGGAGAUCUUCACCCAGGAUGUGAGACCAGAACAGCUGCUCGAAGGGAAGGACGCACAGGCCAUCCAUAACUGGUUAAGUGAAUUCCAGCUAGAGGGCUACACUGCCCACUUCCUGCAGGCCGGCUAUGACGUGCCAACCAUCAGCCGGAUGACACCUGAGGAUCUGACGGCCAUUGGAGUGACCAAGCCCGGACACAGGAAGAAGAUCGCCUCAGAGAUUGCUCAGCUCAGCAUUGCUGAAUGGCUGCCCAACUAUAUCCCGGUGGACUUGUUGGAGUGGCUGUGUGCACUGGGGCUGCCACAGUACCACAAGCAACUGGUGAGCAGCGGCUAUGACUCCAUGGGGCUGGUGGCCGAUCUCACCUGGGAGGAGCUGCAGGAGAUCGGCGUGAACAAGCUAGGCCAUCAGAAGAAGCUUAUGCUAGGUGUGAAGAGGCUAGCAGAACUUCGGCGGGGCCUACUGCAUGGCGAAGCCCUAGGUGAAGGUGGACGCCGGAUGACCAGGGGUCCUGAGCUGAUGGCCAUUGAAGGCCUGGAGAACGGGGACAGUCCAGCUACGGCCGGCCCUCGCCUCCUCACCUUUCAGGGCAGUGAGCUGAGCCCAGAGCUACAGGCAGCUAUGGCGGGGGGUGGCCCAGAACCACUACCCCUUCCCCCUGCCCGUUCUCCUAGCCAGGAGAGCAUUGGUGCACGCUCCAGGGGAUCUGGUCAUUCACAGGGACAGCCUGGCUCCCAGCCCAAUGCUGGUGAGCCCAGUGCCCCACAGGAGAGGAACCUUCCUGAGGGUACAGAGCGCCCCUUUAAGCCUUGCUCUCCACUCCCUGGCCAAGGACCUGCCCCUUAUGUCUUUAUGUGUCCACAGAGCCUACCCUCUAGCCCGGCCCCAGCACCACCUCCUGGUGUUCCCCGGGCCUUCUCCUACUUGGCUGGCUCUUCUGCCGCUCCUCCAGACCCACCCCGGCCGAAACGCCGGUCUCACAGCCUGAGCCGCCCUGGCCCUGCUGAGGGGGAGGCUGAAGGGGAGGCUGAAGGGCCAGUGGGUAGUGCUUUGGGCAGCUAUGCCACACUGACUCGGAGACCGGGACGCAGCACCCUUGCCCGGACUAGUCCUAGCCUGACCCCAACUCGAGGGACUCCCCGAAGCCAGUCCUUUGCCCUCCGUGCCCGUCGUAAAGGUCCCCCGCCCCCGCCCCCCAAGCGCCUCAGUUCCGUCUCUGGCUCCACUGAGCCAACUUCACUAGAGGGGACCUCAGGGCCCAAGGAAGGGGCCGCAGGUCCCCGGAGGAGAACACUGAGUGAACCAACCGGCCCCUCAGAGUCCCCUGCUCCUUCUGCGCCAACUGGCCCUGUGUCGGACACUGAGGAAGAGGAACCUGUCCUUGAGGGGACACCGCCUUCUCGGGGCAGCUCAGGGGAAGGGCUGCCAUUUGCAGAGGAAGGGAACCUGACUAUCAAGCAGCGACCGAAACCAGCCGGUCCCCCUCCCCGUGAGACAACUGUGCCCCCUGGCCUUGACUUCAAUCUCACAGAGUCAGACACGGUCAAACGCAGGCCCAAAUGCAAGGAGAGAGAGCCACUACGGACUGCACUGUUGGCCUUUGGGGUAGUGGGCAGUGAUACCCCUGGCCCCUCCACUCCCCUGUCCUCCCAGGCCCCGUGUGAAGCUCCCUCAGCUCCCUCUAACCCUCCACGGUCUGAGCCCAGCAGCCUUCCAUCUCAAGAAGCCCCAGCUCCUCUCAGCCCCGUAACUCAGCCCCCUGGGCACCCAGGGCCCAGUGCUGGACCAGGUCUGGAAACCUCAACAGGCAGUAGACAGAACGUGGACACGGAGCCUCCAGCUCCCCCCGCUGCCCUCCUCAAAGUGCCUGGAGCAGGAACAGCUCCCAAGCCUGUGUCUGUGGCCUGCACUCAGCUGGCAUUUUCUGGCCCAAAGCUGGCUCCCCGGCUCGGCCCUCGCCCAGUUCCCCCUCCAAGGCCUGAGAAUACCGGGCCUGUGUGUCCAGGUCGGGCCCAACAGAGACUGGAGCAGACCAGCUCAUCCUUGGAAGCUGCACUGAGGGCGGCUGAGAAGAACAUUGGCUCUGAGGAACAAGAUGGCCCCACAGGGCCAUCCACCAAGCACAUUCUGGACGACAUCAGUACCAUGUUUGAUGCCCUGGCUGACCAGUUGGAUGCCAUGCUGGACUGAGCAAAACUUGGCCUGUGACUCUCCCUCCUGUCAGCGUUCACUGCCUGUGACCCAGCAUGGAGGAAGCCCUUGCCACGCAAGGAACAGGCAGAGGCUGGUUUGGGCUGGGGUAUCCUUCCAUGGCAGAGGCCUCCUAUGGCUCCAAGCGGUGGCUGGCAGUCCCAAAGAGGCUGAGAGGACUCGUCAGAACCUGACUGAGUGAGGGGCCUCAGCUGUGGGAGUGAGGCCUUCCCAUGCGCAGCUGACUGCACAGCUAUGGCCCCUGAACAGGGACCCUCGUGGAAGCAUUCUCCUCUAGGAGGAGGUGGCGACAGGGAUUUGGGGAUGCACCUCUUGCCGUGUCUAAAGUCCCCAUGGCCUGGGAAUUUGUCUGGCUACCCACUGAGUUACCCUAGGGCUCUGUGAGGCUGUGUGCUUGGCCAGUCCCCUCUAUGCAGGUGUAUAUAGGUGAUGUACAUAUGCACCAGGGGCAUGCCUUCCUGCUGGUGGCCUUCUGCUCCUGUCUGGCCAUCUCACACUGGGAGGCAGGGCUAGCCAGGAUCAGAGGCAAUAAGAGUAAUAGGUCCCCAGUGUCCAGACUCUUACAACUGUACAUAGUAUUUUUCAAGCAGAGAGAAAGGCAUAUAUUUUAAAUGGAAUUUAUUCUAUCUAUUAACUGCCUGAGAGGAUGCAGUAGGGGAAGGCCUUCGGGCUACAGAAGAACCGUCUACCCACCUCCUGCUGGAGGACCCAGUUGGUCUAGCCUGGGCUCUGUAACUAUUAACCUCUUCCCCCAACUAACACCAAUGAAAGAGUCAUUCCACAUGA
Messenger RNA from Rattus norvegicus (Norway rat), 8133 nucleotides. RefSeq names its product cask-interacting protein 2 (gene Caskin2). The record is from RefSeq and is a predicted model, not a curated record. Gene Ontology annotation, cellular component: cytoplasm; plasma membrane. NCBI's taxonomy places the organism in Eukaryota, Metazoa, Chordata, Mammalia, Rodentia, Muridae.